CGUGUGCGGAUUUUUUCAGUGAGUUUAUUCACAAGAAUCUACUCUUGAUUUGGACUCAUAGCCACAAUAGUCGUUUUCUCGUUCACACUGGUCAGAAUUGAAUAGGCACAGAGAAUCAAUCCAUACAACCUACCGAAGCAAGURUUAAAUGAAUCGGGCCAGUCACAGUCCACACAAUAAAGUAUCUCCUAUGUACGGAUUCGUCGGUCAGCGUGUGGCGAAGGAGUUYUACCUGCCGUCCCAUCUCCCUACGCCGAAAGGGAGGAGGCUUCGACAGAUCCAGUCGCACUCCUUUGAUGAAAACGGGGUUUUAUUUUUCAGAACGCGAUGCAUUCAUCCAACCCAGGGGGAAAUAGUAGUUAACGURCCAUUCAGUUCGUUUCGAAUGUACGAACCUUUUCAGUGCGCCAAGUACAUUCAAGAACACAUUGCGGAGAAGCGCSGAGGUCGACGUCCUUGCAAUGAGUGGGCUGACAAAGUCCUGAAAGWAAAGCACAUGCCGAACGGCGGGAAAAGGAAAGACAUUUUCUUCGGUACCGUGAAACGUACAACAUUUGUYAGGGGCCGACGGCUCUGGCGCAUCAAGUACGACGACGACGACGAAGAAAGCCUGGACAUAUUCAAAUUUCACGAGGCACUCGAUUUGUACGAAAAGUGCAAGGAACUCGACUUCCSGRAAAACCACACUCGUCAUGAAUUUUCCAAACAAAUUGUUUGUGAGAAGGAAAACAUGAAUGCUAAGAUACACAAUAACUCAUUGCAUCACCAAUUCUUAUGUGGCAGGAAUGAAAGGCAGCAGAAAUCGAUUGGAAGGAGUAUUCCUGGCCAGGAAAAGUGUCUCGGGAAGACCCCCAAGCAAGAACUUCAUAUAAGUCCCASAAGGAUCACCCAUUGGCAGAAAACUACACAUUACAAGAAAGUUGCGACUCRGAAAGCUACAAGCGGGAGGUACUAUACCGAAAGAAGCGAUCAAGAAUUGCACAAGCAGACAAAAAGGAUCAGCUGUGACCAGGRCGAGRUGGCCCAAACCGCAACAAGCCAUAUUUCCAAGAAGCGAAAGCUCCUGAAAAAACCUCUGUUGCGGUUGAGAAAUCAUUUUUUCGACGAGCAUGGUGAACUAUUUUUUGAAGCGCAAUAUUUCGGAAAGUUUGAAAAGACAUUCAGUAUGCCAUUCGCAGAGCUGAAAAAGGAAGAGCCCGUCAURUGUGCCAAGUAUAUUCGUGAAUAUAUUUCUGAAAGUCGGCGCGGUGAACGUCCGCUGAACAACUGGUCUAAAAUAGUAUUGAAAGAGGAAGGGUCAAGAGUGGCCCGACCAUCAUAUUCAGCAAAAGAAAGCCAUUCAUCAAUAUCAGAAAUCCAAUCCUACAAUMUCUUGGAUAAUAAAUACAUUUYUCGGCGUGUGGCAAAGGAAUUUUCCUGUYCAGACUCUGAAAUUUUCUUUGGGACAGUAAAGAGUGUAUUUGAGGAAAUCAAAACAAGUUCUCCAUUGUGGCACAUAAUUUACGACGAUGGUGACGAAGAGGACAUGGAUCUGAUGGAAUUGAAGCACGCUCUUGACUUGUACAGCCGAUGCGAAAUCCUUGAAGACACUCUAGGGGGUCAUGGAUGUAAUGCGAAGGUUGUUGAUMAAUAUAGGGAGGUGGAAUGAUUUCGAUACCGUCGAUYAUAUGGUGAUACASGAUAGGAAGGGUUGCCCCAACUCGAGCAAUGUUGGGGUUGGGGUUUUGGGGURCCUCAAGCUCGAAAAUCCAAGAAGAAACCAGAGCAUGGCGAAUCAAGAGAUGAUUCAGAGAAACGUGAAAGGUCUGAUGAGUCUCACAGGAAGCAUUCAGAAAGGUAGGAAAGGAUCCCACUAAAAUGGAAAGAUUCGUGCCCGGCCCAACUUGGUGGCAAGAGAAUCAUCAAUAAAAUGCAAAGAAGAUUAAUUCAAUGAAKGUGGACCACAACGUUGGACUUCUUAUUUUAAAUAAAYGGAAAACUCGAUCGCAAUUAUCACGACCACAACAAAAAGGAUUAAAAACUGGGCAUUUCAUUUCAAAAUAAGUGCGGUCUAACUGGAGGAGUAAGGUACUUCACUUUACACCUACGGGAGGUUGAUGUAUAACACUACCCUAAUUCGAGCGAAGGAUAUUACUAUUUUCAYAGAAUUCCGAAUUAUUCAAACC
Molecule: messenger RNA, 2165 nt
Organism: Pseudo-nitzschia multistriata
Lineage: Eukaryota; Bacillariophyta; Bacillariophyceae; Bacillariales; Bacillariaceae
Source: the annotation of a GenBank genome assembly